Paramuricea clavata is the source of this 3026-nucleotide messenger RNA. Lineage: Eukaryota; Metazoa; Cnidaria; Anthozoa; Malacalcyonacea; Plexauridae. The record is from the annotation of a GenBank genome assembly.
CGACCAGGACGAGGCUGAAAACGCGGACUCAAAGAUGUCAAAAACAUCUGUGAACGGCGAACGGAAGAACAGUCUGAAAUCUAAAGAAAGUUUGAACACAGAUUUGAGAACAAAUUCAAAAGGAAGUUCCGUACAGGCAAUGUCCAAAACCAGUCAGGAGGACAGCAAAAUAUCAAGAUCAAGAAGAAGUAGUAGGUCUGUUUCCUUCUCAUCGCCAUUGCAGCACUUUCCUGACGCUGCGAAGCAGCGGAAAGAAAGUGUGGACCGUUUGACCAAGCGAAGAAGCAGUCAGAAAGUUGCAAAGAAAGCGAGCAACAAGGAGCUGAAGAAAAGACGUUCUUCCUCGAAUGAACAUGUAAAAGGCAAAACUAAAUCAACUACUGAAGUAGCAGCAAAAGUAGACUCCAACCGUAAAGUUUCCAAUGCGAGUAUCUCGAAAUCCCACACCAAAACUCAUAGGAAAUCUUCAAAGAAUGUAGUGAUUCAUAAAACGAAAUCUGAAGCAAAAACUAAACCUGAGGACGCGCAAGAAACGCGCGUGGAAGAUUCGCAGGAAACUCGCGUGGAGGACACGCAAGGAACCAGUGUGGAUGAGUCGCAAGGAACGCACGUUGAGGAUUCACAAGAAAUUCACGUGGACGACGCACAAGAAAUGGGCAAGGACAACACGCAAGAAACUCGCGCGGAAGGCUCGCAGGAAACGCUCGUGAAAGACUCGCAGGAAACGCGCGUAGACGACACGCAAGGAACACGCGAAGGAAGUGACGAUAACUUGAGGAAAACCGAAUCGGAUGAGGAAGUCGUAGUGCAAGUUUAUGUUCCCGACGAAGGACAGGCGGAUGUUCCCGAGCAGGUGACGGAACAGACAUCUCAGGAGUCUGGUGACAAGGCCGAGCAUACGGGGACUGGGAGGCGAAAUGUCGUCACGACCGAGGUAGCGUCAAAUGUUACUAAAAUUGAUCUAAAAGUUUUCCCUCAAGAAUCGAGCGUAAAAAGAGGUUCUUCGAGACGAGCGUUCGGGGACAAUGUCGUGGAGAAAAACCUCGUGAAUAUUGUACCUCGAAACUCUAUGGAUAUCAUCAAAGGCUUCAAACUUACCCCUGAUACCAAAGUUACCCCUAAUAGAUCUUUUCACUCGAAGAGUAACCUUCAUCGCGCUCCGGUCGCACCGAAACCCGGCACGCGAGUCACACGUCGAACCCACCCGGAGGCAAGGGCUAUCAAGGUAUCAAACUUUGAACUACCAGAAGCCGGUCAGGGGGGUGCGACUCUAAAACCCACACAACAUGGUAAAGCACAAAUGUCGAUGCACCGCCUCGCUUCAAAGAUGUCGACGAACUUGGAAAAGGUCGACGAAGGUUCCGCACUGGAAACAGGUUUAUCUUCUAAAGAAUCUGGGAAAUUUCUUACGGCUCUGAAUAUCAGUAAAGCUGGUGUUAAAACUCAAAAGCCGACAUCUUCCGAGACUGAAAAGGAUGAUUUGGUUAAUUCUCAAGAAAAGACGGAAAAGCCGGAGGAAAAUGUCGAGACGAAAACUGAGAAGGUUUAUUUUAUUGACAGUGAUAUUUUCAACGUUUGGAAAAAUGUUGAUAACAGUGAAACUAAUAUGCUUAAAAUUGUUCAUUUGCAAGGUGGAGGAAAGUGUCGAGAAAAAUGGGAAUGAGAAGACAGAACCAGUACGAGCUGCUUCCAAUAAAUCUUUGCAGUUGUUAAUGAAAGCUUCUGGUGUUUGUAUUAACUCAGCCUCGUUCGCCGGCGUCGUGCAAGGUAAAAACUAACUUUAUUUAUACUGGAUAGCUGUAUCCUAGAGGUCCAGUAAGAAUCAUCUCUUAUUGAUCCAGUGUUACUACAGGAGGAAACCUAAACUAAACUAACUUUAUUUAUACUGGAUAGCUCUAUCAGUUCCAAACUGUUCUCCCUAGAGAUCCAGUAAGAAUCAUCUCUUAUUGAUCCAGUGUUACUACAGGAGGAAACCUAACCUAAACUAACUUUAUUUAUACUGGAUAGCUCUAUCAGUUCUAAACUGUUCUUCCUAGAAGUCCAGUAAGGAUCAUCUCUUAUUGAUCCAGUGUUACUACAGGAGGUAACUUAAACAAAAUUAACUUUACUUAUACUGGAUAGCUCUAUCAGUUCUAAACUAAUCAUAUUUAUAAUUACAAGGUACACCGUUACUAAACAAAGAAUCAGUCACAGCUGAUGAUGACGCCACAGGGCAUUCGUCAUCAGCCAGCCUGAGAUCAAACUCGUCCCAGCCUCUUGUACCGUCACCUCCGAUCACGGCCAAACCAGAUAUGGUGUCUCCACGAAUCUCGCGGAUGAUGUCGCGCAAUAUGAGUAAUGGUUCGGGCAAGUCACGUGGGUCCCACGGCUCAGCCAACGAGAUGUCACCAACUGCCUCGAUGGAAAUUGUCAAGUUAGCGUCCAACUCCUCGCACGGCUGGGUCUCGUCACCAACCUCCUCGGUGAAAUUUCUCCCGCCAAUUGACGCCCGCGCUUCAAAGGUAAUGACCAGCGGCCGGAUGUAUGAAACUGUUAACUACAUUUAACCACAAAAUAGUGGUUAUAAAGUAGUUUAUACAAAUGCCUUCAUUGUUUAUUUAUCAUGAUUCUUGAAUUAUUUAUUUUCAAUUUUAAGGCGAGCAAUCGUUCAGAUGAUUCCAGCACAAAGCGACGCCCGCGUACCACAGAGUCAGCCGUAUCUCGCACCGGAAGUGUGGGAUCUAGAUCGAGUUCUGGUUCUCAAACAAAAGCCGCGGUCGUGGAAAUCCGAAGAUCUGGUUCGGGUGAUCUUCGGAUUGACGGAUCAAGUUCGGGUCUUGUCGGAGUGAAGUCCUCAAGUUCAGCUGGUAGUCCAAAACAGACGUUAGUUGGAUUUUAGGAAAAAUUCAUUUUGGUAAUAAAAACUGUAAAACUGUAAAAACUUUCUGUAUUUGUAUAGCAACUGUAGAAUAUGUCCGUAUCGUAAAGAUGACUUAAUGUUAUUUUGUCAAAGCUUUGUUAUGAAAUAAAUUUCUCUUUUUUUUAAG